UUCCUCUUAACAGUUUGUGAGUUGUCUUCAACAAUCACUCUUUUCUCUCUUUUUCUUUUUCCAAAAUUUAUUUAUUUAUUUCGCUUCUAAUCGCUUCAGUCUCUCAUCUUUUCUGCUUCAAUCCUCAAAAUUUAUCCAAGCUUGACGGCGAGCGUCGAGGGAAAUGGCCUCGUUCGCCGGACAAACGAUUCUCGUGACUGGUGGGGCAGGGUUCAUCGGGUCUCAUACAGUGGUUCAGCUUCUCAAAGAGGGAUUUAGGGUUUCCAUAAUCGACAAUUUUGAUAAUUCCGUGAUGGAAGCAGUAAAUCGGGUUCGGGACUUGGUGGGUCCUCUGCUUUCUCAGAAGCUUGAGUUCACUCAGGGUGAUCUCAGGAAUAGGGAAGAUUUGGAGAAACUGUUCUCUAAGACGAAAUUUGAUGCUGUGAUCCAUUUUGCUGGUCUAAAAGCUGUUGGAGAAAGUGUUGUAAAGCCCCGUCGAUAUUUUGAUAAUAAUUUGAUCGGCACCAUCAAUCUUUAUGAAGUUAUGGCAAAAUAUAACUGUAAAAAGAUCGUUUUUUCAUCAUCGGCAACAGUAUAUGGUCAACCUGAUAAGAUACCCUGUGUUGAGGACUUCAAGCUACAAGCCAUGAAUCCUUACGGAAGAACCAAGCUUUUUCUUGAAGAAAUUGCUAGAGACAUUCAAAAGGCUGAGCCAGAAUGGAGAAUCAUCUUACUGAGAUACUUCAAUCCAGUUGGGGCCCAUGAAAGUGGUAAAAUUGGUGAAGAUCCUCGGGGCAUCCCAAAUAACCUCAUGCCUUACAUCCAGCAAGUAGCUGUUGGCAGAUUGCCAGAGCUUAAUGUAUAUGGUUUUGAUUAUCCCACAAAGGACGGCACUGCGAUUCGGGACUAUAUCCAUGUAAUGGAUUUGGCAGAUGGUCACAUUGCUGCCCUGCGAAAACUUUUUGCAGCUGAGAACAUUGGUUGUACUGCUUACAACUUGGGAACUGGCUGUGGUACAUCUGUUCUUGAAAUGGUUGCAGCAUUUGAAAAGGCCUCUGGAAAGAAAAUUCCAUUAAAAAUGUGUCCAAGGAGGCCUGGAGAUGCUACUGCUGUAUAUGCAUCUACAGAGAAGGCUGAAAAAGAACUUGGUUGGAGGGCCAAAUAUGGCAUAGAGGAGAUGUGCAGGGACCAAUGGAAUUGGGCAAGCAACAAUCCUUGGGGUUAUCAAGAGAAGAAGCUUUGAAUUGGCAUGAGAAUGAAGAUUCUCAACCCGAACACAUGGCUAGUUACAUUACCUUUUUAUACCUUGAUUUUCUUUUUCUUCUUGUUUUUUUUUUUAUUAUCUUGGGACUCUUCAACGUAUGACAGUGAGAAAUUUAAAAUAUAAGUUACUUUGUUCUUGAUUGA
Messenger RNA from Prosopis cineraria, 1386 nucleotides. RefSeq names its product bifunctional UDP-glucose 4-epimerase and UDP-xylose 4-epimerase 1-like. Gene Ontology annotation, biological process: galactose metabolic process; rRNA processing. Lineage: Eukaryota; Viridiplantae; Streptophyta; Magnoliopsida; Fabales; Fabaceae. Gene Ontology annotation, molecular function: RNA binding; UDP-glucose 4-epimerase activity. The transcript is spliced from 9 exons. Gene Ontology annotation, cellular component: cytosol. The record is from RefSeq and is a predicted model, not a curated record. The coding region runs from base 164 to 1222 and encodes 352 amino acids.